Polypterus senegalus (gray bichir) is the source of this 8023-nucleotide messenger RNA. It is a transcript of the gene agap3, whose product is annotated as ArfGAP with GTPase domain, ankyrin repeat and PH domain 3. The record is from RefSeq and is a predicted model, not a curated record. The transcript is spliced from 18 exons. Gene Ontology annotation, molecular function: GTPase activity; GTP binding; GTPase activator activity. NCBI's taxonomy places the organism in Eukaryota, Metazoa, Chordata, Cladistia, Polypteriformes, Polypteridae. Gene Ontology annotation, cellular component: nucleus. The coding region runs from base 534 to 3353 and encodes 939 amino acids.
GUAUCAGGAUGCGGCGCGGGUUUUCGCUGCUGCCCCCCGAGCUCUGUUGCGUGCGUGCUGAUGUCAAGCCGUGCGGAGGAGGGGUGGGCCGAGGCUGCGAAAAGCUCCAGGCGGAUUCAGUGGCCAAUUUAUUUUAGCGCAGAGCCGAGCGAAGGCAUUGGAGCUGGGAGCUGUGCUUUAUUUCAUUGUCUGCGGCUGACAGCGAGGCGAAGACGAGGAAAACGGUUCAAACAGAGAAAAUUCAUAAAGAAAGCAAGCCAAGAGAAAGAGGACCGCUAGCAGUUGAAAAACGUGGUUCAAUGUUCAAGUAAAAUAAACACGGGGACCCGUUGGUGAUGCAAACUGAGAAAAAUGUACCGAUACCAAGUUUUAAUAUGAUCAAGGAGCGCUUUUUGUUCUACUUGUAGGAGAAUCAGUGCUGCAGUACACCCCUUCUUCUCAAAACAACGAGGACCUUUUCUUUCUUUCAGUAUUAUUUAGAAAAAUACUUGGUUCAACAUUCAUCUUGUUUUUCAGUCUUUUGCACAACCACGAUGAAUUUUCAGUCGGCCGUCCCAGUUCCAGUGUCGGUAUCUGGACUCUCGCAGCAAUCUCAGCCAGCUAUGCCCACUCCCGGUACAGUGCCGGUCCCGGUGCCUCCUUCCUCCAUCCCGUCACAAUUCGGCUCUGGUCCGGCCUCCGGCACUUCAGCGGCUCCUCAGUUCGGCUCUGGUACCGUCUCCGGGACAGUUUCUCAGUCAGGACCGCCGGGCUCCCAAUUCGUUUUGUCUAACUCGGCGGCCAUCCGAGCUGAAAUUCAGCGGUUCGAGUCCGUCCACCCAAACAUAUACGCCAUUUACGACUUGAUUGAAAGAAUCGAUGACCUGGCCCUGCAAAACCAAAUCCGGGAACAUGUAAUAUCCAUAGAGGAUUCCUUUGUCAACAGUCAAGAGUGGACACUAAGUCGAUCAGUUCCAGAACUCAAAGUGGGUAUAGUGGGAAAUCUGUCUAGUGGGAAGUCUGCUCUCGUUCACCGGUACUUGACUGGCACAUAUGUCCAAGAGGAGUCCCCAGAAGGUGGUCGAUUUAAGAAAGAAAUUGUUGUGGAUGGACAAAGUUAUCUUCUCCUUAUUAGAGAUGAGGGUGGUCCACCAGAACUGCAGUUUGCAGCCUGGGUCGACGCUGUGGUCUUUGUCUUCAGCCUAGAAGAUGAAAUCAGUUUUCAGACAGUUUAUAAUUACUUCCUCCGGCUGUCAAGCUACAGAAACACCGCAGAAGUACCUCUAGUCCUUGUGGGCACUCAAGAUGCGAUCAGUGCUGCCAAUCCUCGAGUUAUUGAUGAUUCCAGAGCAAGAAAGUUGUCUAAUGACCUGAAACGCUGUACCUACUAUGAAACCUGUGCCACUUAUGGCCUCAACGUCGAACGUGUAUUCCAAGAUGUUGCUCAGAAAGUGGUUGCUUUACGGAAGAAACAGCAGCUGUCAAUAGGCCCAUGUAAAUCACUACCCAACUCUCCAAGCCAUUCCUCAGUUCCAUCCUCCUCCAUUCCGUCUGUACAUAUUAACCAGGCUGCCAAUGGUGGUGGAACAUUUAGCGAUUACUCUUCCUCUGUUCCAUCAACACCUAGCAUUAGCCAGCGAGAACUGCGAAUUGAGACCAUUGCUGCCUCCAAUACACCCACCCCUAUAAGAAAGCAAUCUAAACGCCGAUCCAACAUCUUCACCUCUCGGAAAGCCAGUGAACCAGCGAAGACUGUUGACUGUAAAACUGACAACAUUGGAAGUGGGCGAGCAAUUCCUAUAAAACAGGGCAUACUUCUAAAGAGAAGUGGCAAGUCUCUGAACAAAGAGUGGAAAAAAAAAUAUGUGACCCUCUGUGACAAUGGAGUUCUAACCUAUCACCCCAGUUUACAUGAUUACAUGCAAAAUGUCCAUGGUAAAGAAAUUGAUUUACUGAGGACAACAGUGAAAGUACCGGGAAAACGGCCUCCAAGAGCAGUGGCUACCAUUGCACCCACAGCCAGCCCAAAAACCAAUGGGAUUACCAAAGACAGAAGCAACCUUCAGAUUGCACAGGGAACAGGUGGGGCCUCGCAUUCAAACAGCAGUGGUUCUUUACAGUCGGAGCGCUCUGUAAGUGGGACGAAUCUUGUUGCUUAUGGUGGCAAGCCUGAUGGAUUGCACCAUCGUUCCUUCUCCGUAUCCAGUGCAGACCAAUGGAAUGAGGCAGUCAUCACCCCCAACAGUGGCACAAGCACCAACACAGGGGCAGCUAAUGGAACAGCUGAUUCAUUAAGCUCCAGCCCAAAUGUGCCAAGUACAACAAGUCCUAAAUUAGAACCUCCACCAUCACCUCAUGCUAACCGAAAGAAACAUCGAAGGAAAAAGAGCACUGGUGCAACAAAGCCAGAGGGACCUGUGGCUGGCAGUGAAGAGCUAGAAGAGUCAUUUGAAUUCAUCAUUGUAUCACUUACUGGUCAAAUGUGGCAUUUUGAGGCCUCCACCAAUGACGAAAGAGAAGCAUGGGUCCAGGCAAUUGAAAGUCAGAUUUUUGCUAGUUUACAGUCUUGUGAAAGCACCAAGAAUAAGUCGCGCUUGGGGAGCCAGAGUGAUGCAGUUACCAUCCAGUCCAUUCGUAAUGUUCGAGGGAACAGCUUUUGUGUUGACUGUGAAGCACCCAACCCAGACUGGGCUAGUUUAAAUUUAGGAGCACUAAUUUGCAUUGAGUGUUCUGGAAUCCAUCGGAAUCUUGGAACACAUUUAUCCCGGGUGAGAUCUCUUGAUUUGGAUGACUGGCCUGUGGAGCUUACAAUGGUGAUGACAGCAAUUGGCAAUGCCAUGGCAAAUCGUGUGUGGGAAGGAGCUGUGGAAGGUUAUACUAAACCAACUCCAGACACCACUAGGGAAGAAAAAGAAAGCUGGAUUAGAGCUAAAUAUGAGCAGAAGCUCUUUUUGGCUCCCCUUCCUCAAUCCGAUGUGCCUCUGGGACAGCAACUUCUUCGUGCUGUUGUGGAAGAUGAUUUAAAACUAGUGGUUUUACUUCUAGCUCAUGGAACUAAAGAGGAAGUCAAUGAAACAUAUGGGGACGGAGAUGGAAGAACUGCACUGCAUCUGUCUAGUGCUAUGGCUAAUGUUGUCAUUACACAGCUUUUAAUAUGGUAUGGUGUUGAUGUGAAAAGCCGAGAUGCCAGGGGUUUGACUUCACUUGCAUAUGCACGGAGAGCUGGUAGCCAGGAAUGCAUCGACAUCCUCAUCCAGCACGGAUGCCCUAUGGAAAAUUUAAUCCCUGUCCCAACACCCAAUCUAUCACGUCGUAACACAAAUGUCAACAAUAAUUCCCAGUAUGAAAUGAACCGCAGUGCAAGUAUUAUCUAGUUGCAGUGGGUGAAACAACAAGGAUUACGUUCUUCCACAAGACUGCCCAUCUGGCUCCCCCCUUUACCCUCAUUGAUCUUUUCCUACACCACCUGUGCUGCCAGGCAUCUUCCUCAUCUGUGUUGUCUCUAAGCUUUCUUGUUUCACUGGACAUGGCAAUAUGGCUUAAAAGUUGAGCACUGUGAGCUGAGCUGGCAUGCAGAUUGUAUUACCGCCUUAUGAAAAAUCGAAUUCUUUUUCAUUAGGUUAUUACAGUCAGAUUCAGCUGAACUGGAUUUAUGAGGGGAAAAAAGACUAAACACAAUUGAAAGAAAAUAUUCAGUAUGCAUUCAUUGGGCUUGCUCCCUAGCUUACUGUAAUUGUUUGGUUUUUUUUUUGUUAUUAUUAUUAUAAGAAUGUAAAACAACCUGUAUCAGAUUAUAUUUGCUGGCAAACACUGUAACAAUUCUAGGGGUCAGCACAUAUAGUGUUUAAAAUGAGGGUGGGUGUGAUUAAGUAGAGCACUUUUUAAAAGAAGUUUCAUUUGCCUGGCUUUUUAAAUUAUGCUGUUCUUCUUUUUACUGUAAAUGUCAACUUUCUAUUGAGUGAAGUGCAGAUCACAUUCAUUCUUGCCUCUUCCAGAGACAGCACACCCUCCCCAAAUCCAGAUGGAGUACACUUCAGUGCUGAUCUUGGAACAUCAAUAGUCCUGAAACGCUGUUCAGCACUUCCAAAACUUUUAUUCCUUUUCUUUUCAUACCUGUUCUGUGCUGCAUACUUAAAACUUGCCUGCAGUCAUUUUGCACAUGGUUUAAACUUUGUGUACCAUAUUCUAAAAAGCCUGCCUGCUUUUCCUCCAGUGUUUCUGUUGCUAAUGUCCACCCAUUUUAACUGAGCUAUGCUUUACAUCUGAUCAGCCUUCAUGUUAAAUAGUCUUGUCCGCUGGUAAAAUGAGCUGCAUAGUAUUGAGGCCAAUUGUUGGUUCUACAAACUUCUGAUCUAAUUGGUGAUCAAUGAAAGCCUUCAGUCUGCAGAAAGUCCUAAAGUAUGUGUGAUUCAUGUAUUUUUUUAUUCUUCAGAGAGAUAUAUGUGUGUUUACGUGUAUUUUUCUGCUGCUGUUUGUUUUUUUAUUUUGUUUUGUUUGAAGCCUUCCAGAAGCAUUUCUUGUUCAGGUCUAAACCAGACCAUUUCUUUUGAAGGUUUGCAAGUAAACCAAAAAUGUUGUCUCAAGCAAGACAUUAAUGGCCCUGUUUAUAUUAUCUGAAAUAUUGAAUUGAAUGUGUUUUCCUUUUAGACUGCAGGUUUAUCAUCUGCUUUUAGAAGCAUAUAAUGUACAUGCAUGCUGUUUAGCUAGACUUUGUAAGAUGUUAUUGUGGUUCUCACUUCUAUUUAUUUUUAGUUACACAAAUAAAAACACAUUUUGCAACAAAUUUUGUUUUUUUCAAAAGUGAAAGAACCAUUUUGAAAUGACUACUGACCAAGCCACAAAUAGUUUUUAACCAAGGAGCCCAAAGCUAUUCCUAUUAUAUAGUUCAGAGGUGUAUGCUAUUAUUACCAUAGGUCAAACGGCCAAAUAAAAUGAUGAGGAGGACAUCUUGUGCAGGUAAUAAAUAAAUAAACUUAUGAAGAUAAUUGUCUUUUGGUUAAGUUUGGUUUUACACCAGCAUUCCACAAUUUCACUGUGACCCAACACAACACACUGUUGAAACAAUUGUGAUGCUUUAUAAAGUGCAUUUGUAAAUAUUGUACCACUCUGUGUCCUCAUUUACUUUGAAGGAGUCCCGUGCAGUGUUAUUUUUUUUUAUUAUUAUACUUUGAAGGCCUUAUUUUACAUGGCAAGUGGAUGUCAGUGAGUACAUUUGCCGAAGAAGUAGCAAAGAGAAGUACAGUGAAUGUAGAAGCUGAGAGCGUAGACACAAGACAGCUGAUGAUUCCCUGUCAUUUACAGCAGAUAUUAAAAUAAGGGGUGAUUGUCAAGAUUGAAUAUUAUUAUAUCAUUUGGAAUAUAUAACUAUUAUCUAAAUAUAGUUGUUUCAGCCCUGUUUUAGUACUAAAAAGGAUCUCUAUUUUUGAUAUCCAGCCAGGCUAUUAGAGCCCUUCUGGCAUUUAUGGUUUUCUUAUGUAAUAGAAUUAAAACAUGACAAAAAGAAAUACUUCAGAUACCAUUUCGUAUAUGUGCUCAACCCGCCCCACACUUCUAUGCUGAUGACAGACCAUUCGAGCCACAGCAGCCCUACUGGGUGCCACUUUAUUCUAGAAUUUCCAGUCUGGAUUCAUUACUCCCACUCGCAUUGUCCAGCCCUCAAAGUCAUGCGUGUACGCAAAGACAGACAGAUAGCGUAUUGUAUACAGAGGAAUAAAUUCAUUAAUCUCAAAUGUGGUUUCUUAAGUACAUCAGAAAAGAAUUUCAAGUUUCUAUGCUGAAGAAUGUACCCACAAAUAUAAAAAUUAGUUGAAAGUCCAGCCAUUUCUUAUGAACUCAACUUGUCAGAUUUUACAUGAGAUAUGCAAGCAGGAAUUAGGUGUGGAUUUUUUUGUUGUUUUUUGCCUUCAUAUUAAUAAAUAUUUAUUAUACCAAUAGUGCACAUAACGCUUAUACUAUGUUAUAAACAGUAUUUGUUAAUAUGGCAGAUAAAAAAAUAUGUCCCCAUAGCAGGUUGUUUAUAUAAACUUUGCUAUAGGAUUGAGCAUCUGAAGUAUCCGGUAAGCUGACGAGAUUUUAAAAGAAAUUAUUAAACCCACCUCAUGUGGUUUUCAUUAAUCGAAAAGCAUCUUGUAGUUGAGUGAUUAAAAUUAAACUAUCAUUUAUUUCCCUAAAUGCUUGGGAAAUAUUUCAUAUGCACCUGUUUAGUUUGGUACUGCAAACUAAAUAGUGGACCCUUUUUUUUUUAUUCUUUCUUUAAGCAUAAAUUCCACAUAUAUGCAUUUAACUUCAACUUGUAUUGCAAGUCAGUGGUGGAUUCAAGUCCAACUCAACACUAUGUCCCACAUACUGUAAAAGUAAAUCGAAUUGAUAUUGUCGACAUUCCAACGUUUUUGUGAUAUUUUAUGUUCAAGACCAAUCGAUCCCUUAGCGCUGUGUUUUACAUGGUAUAUUAUGGCUUGGCUUGAAUGGCAGCACUCCUCUUCUGUUUACUGUUUCCCUUGAUGUUCCUUUAGAUUGAUUACCUGUUGCUGUAGGAUAUUCUUGGGGGGCUUCCUGGCAAAGGCAUUGAUCUGCAUUCCUACCUGCAAAUGUCUGUCUCCGUCACUUUGCUAUAAAACAAAAAGUGUAAGAAAGCAGCAUUGAUAUAAAGCAAAAUCAAAAAUGAAGCACAGCUACUUCAUUGUAGCCAUGUAUGCGUAUUGAUAUUGUAGCUUUCAUAGCCCAAGUUUCAUUGCAAUUUAAAAAAAAAAAAAAUAAAGAGGAACUUCUGUUUAAUGUUAUGUUUACCAAGGCCUUUACUUUAAAGGCUCAAGCACAGAGAAAACGGAGCAAAACCGUGUAUUGUGAUGUGCUUGUGAUGGAGAAGUUUACUCCAGAGGCACAUUCAUAAAUAACAAACACUCAAAGUAACAUUUGAUUCGUAGCUUUUGUUACAGGAUUCAUAUGCGUGUGUCCCUUUACCUGAGGCGGAGACCACGUGAAAAGAGUCUGCUAUUGAAAGAUGCAAAGGCUCGAGUUAAUCGCUCAAGGUAACCUCACCAGUUCCAGCAGACAUGCUGUACUUGUUAAGUAAAAACUAGCAUUUUAAAAGAAUUAUCAGAAAUGUACUCUUUCUCUUGUUAUGCCAAGUUGCUACCUCUGUAGACUCUUUUCUUUCCCAGAUUUUCACAGUAAGCACUGGCUUAAUGGUGUGUAAACUGAAAUAAAGCGAAAGAACAAUACACAUGAAGACGCCACCAGUAUCAGGGAGGACCGGAAUGCCUAGAAGUUCUAAUUAAUACUACAGUUUUUGAUUCUACACAUUUUUUAAAUAUAAACACUUUUUUUUCUUUGUUGCUUUAGUUUCCCAACUACCAUAAGAAAAAUUAAAGGUUAUCUCUAUUAAAAAAUAAAGGAGAAAACGGGGAGGAAAAAAGCAGACACCAAACCGACUGAUUUUCACUUCACACAAACUCAACAACAGAAAAAGGAAGCAAGAAAACAGGCUGACUGCAGCCAGUUUCCUUCCUGACUCAUUUUUUAAUGAAUGGAAAGAAGAAAUAUGUUUUUAAUUAUGUAAAAGUGUGUUUCUCUUGAUUUUGCCUUCAUCAAAUAUACAUAUGAUUCCAAAUUAAAAAGGGGAUGUUUCUUCUUCCUGCAGGUGUAGCUGAGGAGAAAAAUGAAUUAUUGAGUGAAUGAACCCACUUGCAUGAAAUGAUGUGUACUGUGUAGCUGUUCUGUUGGCUUUAAGGAAAAAGCCGAUAAAACAUCCAUUCAGGGAUAUUAUAUGGUGGUCCGUCCCUCAUUCCUUUCCCUAAUUGCAGUCAUAAAGGUUAUUAUGGUAACUGUUUGUAUUGAAGGCACUAUGGCAAUUCUACCAUGAUUAUACAGCGGCAGCAUUCUGAGGUACUUACAUGUAUGAUAAUGUACAUUUAGAAUAUUUAUAUUCCAGUUUGUAAAUAUUCUUUGGGGUUUUUUUUCUUCAGCAUUUGAAACAAAACUGUGUGCUUGAAUGACUCUGGACCAGUUAUAAUGCUUAAAUAAAAAAUGUAGCUGAACCUAAAAA